AUGCCCAACAUCCGCGUCCUGCGCGACAUCAAAGCGCGCAACGGCGUGCAAACCAACGAGCUCCUCCGCCGCGCCUACCUCUUCGUCGCCCGCAACGAGACGCUCUCCCCGCAGGUCCGCCACCAGGCGCAGCUGCAGCUGAAUACGUUUGGGAAGUACGCGCGGCCGACGACGGUGAAGAAUAGGUGUGCGGAGAGCGGGAGGGGGAGGGGGGUGAUGAGUGAGUUUGCGCUUUGUAGGUACCAGUUCCGCUUGAAAGCUCUCAACGGAGAUCUUCCCGGCGUGAAGAAGGCUUCGUGGUAACCCACCCACUCACGCACGUCUUGCUUCGAGCUCCUUCCCUUCCCUUACCACUCCAACACACACAUCCGGGUGUACGUCCCCCACUCCUCACGCAAGGCUGUUGGAAUCGUAUCAGGAAAUAGAAAAUACAAGGACGCGUAUAUGUGUAUGUAUAUUAUUGUCUGUUAGACAUGGAAGUGGGAUGGGAAGGGGAGAGGGAUGGGUUUGAGCGAUAGGACGCGGUAUGGGGAACGGAGUGUGCAGUGGUAGCAGUAACAAGUUCACCCCUAGAUAAAAGAAAAGACCUGGUCUUCGGUUGGGAUAUGAACUUAAUUCCUCCUUCCUGAGCUGAACUUCUGUUGUUUUCUGGCCUCCUACAAGAGUUCGACUAUAGUAAUCCUUUUAUCUAAUCAUAAGUCUCAUUGUGAUC
Messenger RNA from Serpula lacrymans var. lacrymans S7.9, 712 nucleotides. RefSeq lists its product as uncharacterized. Gene Ontology annotation, cellular component: mitochondrial small ribosomal subunit; ribosome. The record is from RefSeq and is a predicted model, not a curated record. The coding region runs from base 1 to 303 and encodes 100 amino acids. Gene Ontology annotation, molecular function: structural constituent of ribosome. Gene Ontology annotation, biological process: translation. NCBI's taxonomy places the organism in Eukaryota, Fungi, Basidiomycota, Agaricomycetes, Boletales, Serpulaceae. The transcript is spliced from 2 exons.